CAUCAACCCCAACACCAGAUACAUCAACAUCAACCCCAACACCAGCACUCUGUGGGAGUAUGAUUUGUUCCUGGGAUGAAGUCUGUAGGCAGAUAAAUGGAGAUUAUGGCUGUGCCUGUGGGUACAUUACAACACGCGGCCCAAAUCCUUACGACGCCAUUGAGACAUGUUCAGGAAGUACUGGUUCACUGUCUCUUUCUCGCUGUGAGCUCUUUGAAGACGGAUAUUCUGCAGAUAAUCUCCACAUGAACGACCAAAACUGCAAAGGGGAGCUCCAAGAUAACAGGCUGGUGUUCAGCUUUGACAGUAAUUUCAACAUGUGUGGCACAACUCUGGAGAAUAACAGCACACACAUCAUCUUCAAGAACAGCGUUGGGACAACUGAUGGUAUAGGUGUAAUCAGUCGUGCCGGCGGCCUCAACAUCAACUUUUCCUGUGUGUAUCCACUCAUCCAGAGCAUCUCCAUACCCACGGCUAUUGAAGGCAAAGGAGGUGUAAUCAGCAAGUAUCUGUCUACUGAGGGCUCGUACCAGAUCACCAUGAUCCCGUAUACCGAUGAUACAUUCCAGGUUCCACUCUUUGGCAAUGUGACCCUAGAUGUGAACCAUCAGAUGUAUAUAGCUGUGCAAGUGGAUCAGUUCGACAGCACUCAAAUCGGGCUUGUGCUGGACAGCUGCUGGGCCACGCCCGUCAACCAGAUCGACUAUUACAUCCGCUGGGACCUGAUCAGUAACGAGUGUCCGAACCCCAAUGAUGGCACAGUGGCAGUGUUGCAGAACGGUGUCUCCACGACCAGCUACUUCUCCUUCAGGAUGUUCACAUUCACCGGCUUCUCCAACAAGAUCUACCUGCACUGCCAGGUCCAUCUCUGUCUGCUAGAGACAGGCAAUUGUGCACAGAUGUGCACUGGAGGUCUUUCCAGAAGACGCCGAGCUGUAGAUUUCUACGAUUCAGCUGCCAUUUCCAUGGAAUUCUGAUUUGUUUGCUUUAAACUUUCUAUCAUUUUAUUUUCAUUUUUGUUUUAUCUUUAAUCAUUAAGUAUUGCUUUGCUUUAAUCAUAAAUGCAAAUUAUAAAAAUUCAGCUUUUUUAAAUUCAUAACAUCUUGUAAGUGAUUGUACUCAUCUGUGUUGCCUUAAUCAGUCAUAAUAAAUCUUUCAAGCAUUUUA
Molecule: messenger RNA, 1167 nt
Organism: Ictalurus punctatus (channel catfish)
Lineage: Eukaryota; Metazoa; Chordata; Actinopteri; Siluriformes; Ictaluridae
Product: pancreatic secretory granule membrane major glycoprotein GP2
Exons: 8
Coding region: 60-977 (305 amino acids)
Biological process (GO): neutrophil migration
Cellular component (GO): cell surface; apical plasma membrane
Source: RefSeq, a predicted model, not a curated record